AUGCAGAAUGCUCGUGCCAGCUACGAGGAGGCUGGCCGCUACUUCAAAGGCAAGAAGAUGUCUGGGCUGAUGAGAUAUGCUCGAGGCAAUGAAUCCCGUGAUUUCUUCAAAGAGAUCAAGUUGCCUCUUGUACCAACCGAAGUUCCGGUUACUCUCUACGAGGGCUCUGGCACUGGUUCUGAAGGGGUCGACAGGAGGGAAAUUCAGACGACAAUCCCUGUGCUGGAUGUACAUGAGAUUCUGGACUACCUCCAAUGCCAUCUCCAGCUUCGAACUCCAUUGCACAGAGUGCAACAAUACUGGAGGCAUCUGCGAGCUCGUGGAAAUCCCUUUGCGGAAAACUUGGGCGCUGCAGAUGACUCUAUUGUUCCAUUCACACUUUAUGGAGAUGAAGUUGUGCUGGCCAAAGACUCGAAGGACAAAGUUACAGGAUUGUUCUUGCAGCUGACACUGUUUAAACCUCGUGUCGUACGUGAAGGGCUGUGGCUCCUUUGUGCGAUUCAAGACUCAGUUAUGGUGCAUGCGAACCUGAAGACUUUGCUACCGGUGCUUCAACACAUAGUGUGGUCUUGCAAUAUUGCAUUCACAGGGCGAUACCCUGCAACUGCAAUGGAUGGAACCCCUUUGACAGGGGUGAAGGCCAAGAAAGCGGGCACGGAGUUCGCUUUUGGCACUCGGUGGGUGUGUGCCGAACUUCGAGGAGACUGGAAGUGGCAUGAGCGCACAUUGAGGCUGCUGCGAACCCCUGUUUCGAAACGCAUGUGUUUCUUAUGCAAUGCAGAAGCCAGUGACGGUCAUUUGCGCUACUACGACAUUCUGGACGGUGCUGCCUGGCGCAGCUCGCAGCUGGACCUGAAUUCCUUUCUUCAGGGAGCCAUUCGGCCCGGAGCCAGAAGUCCUUUCCUCGAUCUCCGGGGCUUCGACAUAUCUAUGAUCAGAUUCUGCUCCAUGCAUGUCUGUAAUUUGGGGCUAGUGCAUACAGCCAGUGGAGGUGCUCUGGAAGCUCUUCUACGUGAGGGCCACUUCGGCGGCUACAUUGCUGGGGAUGCCACUUCCUUGAAGACCUGCCUUCAGACUGCAUUCAUGGAAUUCCAACAGUGGCGCCGGUCAAACAAAACCCCGUGCAGCCAGAAAGCCUUUGCACCCCGACAUCUGUGGAAGGCUCAGCAUGGCUAUUAUUUCACUGCCAAGGCUUACAAUGCGAGGAUUGUCAUGUUGUGGCUGGCACACAAAUGUCAGCAAUGUGCUGUGCAUGCCCCGGUGAACUCAAGCAUGCCAUUGCAUGCCACAGCAUUGACUGCCUUCUCCAAGUGGUUCAAUGCCACCGAGGCCGCCGGGCGGUAUUUGACAAGGCAGCAAAAUGAUGAGAUAUAUGUGAAUGGCAUGCUGUUCUUGAAAUGCCACCUGCGACUCACCCAAGUUUCCCAUCGGCAGAAGAUUGUGGCCUGGAUCUUGAAACCCAAAUUCCAUGCAAUGCUUCACUUGCUGGACCAAAGCCACAAAUGGUGCUACAAUACACGCUACAGCCACUGUUUCGCUGGAGAAGACUCCAUGGGCUGGCUGAAGCGAAUUAGUCUACGGGCUCCGCGAAAACCUGGCCCAUUCAACCGCUGGAUUCUGCGAAUGGGGCAGCUCAAGCUCAUUGCGGCAAAGCGUCGCUUGACGAAGCGAGUGCGUGAACAAGGAUGGAAGCGAUGA
Molecule: messenger RNA, 1698 nt
Organism: Symbiodinium sp. CCMP2456
Lineage: Eukaryota; Dinophyceae; Suessiales; Symbiodiniaceae
Source: the annotation of a GenBank genome assembly